AUGCAGUCUGAGAGUUUGAGCUUGACUCCAGCUCUGAAACUCUUCCCAGGCCUGAAACCCCCUCACAAAACCCUACUAUUUCACCAAAUAUGUGUUCUUGUUAUCACAUUCCUUGCAUAUGCUUCCUUCCAUGCUUCUAGGAAGCCCCCCAGCAUUGUCAAGAGUGUUCUGGGACCUACAGUGCCAUCCAAUGAAACUCAAGUUCCCAUCUUGAGUUCCUAUGAUGCAGGGUGGCCCCCUUUUAAUGAAACCCAAGGUAUUCACAGGCUGGGCGAACUUGAUCUUGCAUUCCUUACUUCUUACUCCAUUGGCAUGUAUUUGGCUGGUCAUGUUGGGGAUAGGAUUGAUUUGAGGUUGUUUCUUGUAUUUGGGAUGAUGGGUAGUGGCAUUUUUACCAUACUUUUUGGGUUAGGUUAUUGGUUAGAUGUGCAUGUGUUGGGGUUUUUUGUUGGUGUUCAGAUUGUUUGUGGAUUGUUUCAGUCAAUUGGGUGGCCUUGUGUGGUUGCAGUUGUGGGGAAUUGGCUUGGGGAAUCAAAGAGGGGCUUGAUAAUGGGGGUAUGGAAUUCGCAUACCUCGGUGGGGAAUAUAAUUGGUUCAGUGGUGGCUUCAGGGGUUUUGGAGUUUGGCUGGGGUUGGUCCUUUGUGGUGCCUGGACUCCUGAUAAUUUUGGUGGGGAUUUUGGUGUUUUUGUUUCUUGUUGUGAACCCUGAGGAUAUGGGAUUUGUGCAUCCUGGAAUGGACAUCGAAUUGAGUGUUGACACCGAAAAUGCAGAGAAGCUGCAGAAAGUGGAAUCGGAGGAAGCUAAGCUUAUUGAGUCUGACAGUUCAGAUUCUUCAACUGCAAUUGGGUUUUUGGAGGCAUGGAAGUUACCAGGAGUGGCUCCAUUUGCUUUUUGUCUCUUUUUCUCAAAGCUAGUGGCUUAUACCUUUCUGUAUUGGUUGCCCUUCUACAUAAAGCACACAGCUGUUGCUGGUGUGCAUAUCUCACACAAAACUGCUGGAUUGCUAUCAACAAUAUUUGACAUUGGGGGAGUCCUAGGUGGAAUCACAGCUGGUUUCAUUUCUGACUUGAUUGAAGCACGUGCUAUUACUUCAAUUCUGUUCCUGUUUCUAUCAAUUCCAGCCCUUGCUUUGUAUCGCAUUUUUGGGAGCCUCUCCAUGUUGAUCAACAUCAUUUUAAUGUUUCUUUCGGGUUUUUUGGUGAAUGGUCCGUAUUCCCUAAUCACAACUGCUGUGGCUGCUGAUCUUGGUACACAGAAUUUGAAUGAUCCUAAUUCCCGCGCACUGGCCACUGUCACUGCAAUCAUAGAUGGCACCGGUUCUGUUGGGGCUGCCCUUGGGCCCCUUUUGGCUGGAUAUAUUUCGACUAGGGGAUGGAACAGUGUCUUUUUUAUGCUCAUUCUGUCUAUUUUCUUUGCUGGUUUAUUCUUGAUUCGUAUUGCGAGAACUGAGAUCAGAGAGAAGCUUUCAGGAAAGUGA
Molecule: messenger RNA, 1479 nt
Organism: Sphenostylis stenocarpa
Lineage: Eukaryota; Viridiplantae; Streptophyta; Magnoliopsida; Fabales; Fabaceae
Source: the annotation of a GenBank genome assembly